Messenger RNA from Sphaerodactylus townsendi, 1510 nucleotides. Its product is annotated as glycerol-3-phosphate dehydrogenase 1-like protein. NCBI's taxonomy places the organism in Eukaryota, Metazoa, Chordata, Lepidosauria, Squamata, Sphaerodactylidae. Gene Ontology annotation, cellular component: cytosol; glycerol-3-phosphate dehydrogenase (FAD) complex. Gene Ontology annotation, biological process: glycerol-3-phosphate catabolic process; carbohydrate metabolic process. Gene Ontology annotation, molecular function: protein homodimerization activity; NAD binding; glycerol-3-phosphate dehydrogenase [NAD(P)+] activity. The record is from RefSeq and is a predicted model, not a curated record.
GACUUUGAACUUCACAGUGGGCACUUCUGUUUUGGCCUGCUUGUUUGUUUUUCCUCCUCAGCUCCUAACCUGAGAGAAGACCUUCUCCCUUUUCUCUACACAUACCUCCCCCGCCCCCGCCCCGGGACAGCCGGAGGAACCCCCAAACCACUCGAUCCCUUAACACGAUCGCCUCUAAUUGGUCUUCUAGGGACUGGAAUCCUCCUCCUGACGGCAUCAGCUGCAGGCGGCGCUUGCAGGUUGGGGUGUGUCAGUUUCUCCUGGCCCCCCUAUAACGCGCACAACGGAGCAGCCAAGAACUUGACAAGUCUGCCGCGGGGUCUGAAAGGACCCAGAAGCCGUAGUAGCUGCAGCCACCGGGGGAUCGGGAGCCACCAUGCCGCCUGCAAAAAUCUGCAUCAUCGGAUCCGGGAACUGGGGGACUGCUAUUGCCAAAAUCAUAGGCAAAAACACCCAGAAAUCCAACAAAUUUGACCCUGUUGUAAAAAUGUGGGUGUUUGAAGAGAUAAUCAAUGGCCGGAAACUCACUGAUAUAAUAAACCAAGAUCAUGAAAAUGUGAAGUAUCUCCCAGGACAUAAGCUGACUCCUAACGUGGUUGCUGUACCAGAUCCAGUAGAAGCAGCAGCUGAUGCAGAUAUUAUCAUAUUUGUUAUACCCCAUCAAUUCAUUCCUAAAAUAUGUGACCAACUUCUUGGCAAAGUAAAAGCAGGAGCCAUUGGGAUUUCAUUAAUCAAGGGAGUUGACGAGGGUCCUGAAGGCCUGAAACUCAUCUCAGACAUCAUUCGAGAAAAACUGAAGAUCGAAGUCAGCGUGCUCAUGGGAGCCAACAUAGCUAAUGAAGUGGCAGAUGAAAAGUUCUGUGAAACCACCAUUGGUUGCAAAAAUGCAGAACAUGGAAAGACCUUUAAAGAAUUAAUGCAGACCCCAAAUUUCAGAAUCACCGUGGUGGAUGACUGUGACACUGUAGAGAUCUGUGGAGCCUUAAAAAACAUAGUGGCAGUAGGAGCUGGAUUUUGUGAUGGACUGGGCUUUGGAGAUAACACCAAAGCAGCUGUGAUUCGUCUGGGCCUCAUGGAAAUGGUUGCUUUUGCAAAGCUGUUCUGCAAGGGCUCUGUGUCAAUAAACACAUUUCUGGAAAGCUGUGGUGUUGCUGAUCUGAUCACCACAUGCUACGGCGGACGCAACAGGAAAGUGGCAGAAGCCUUUGCACGCAGUGGAAAAACAAUCGAGGAACUAGAAAAAGAGAUGCUGAAUGGACAGAAGCUUCAAGGACCUCAGACGUCAGCUGAAGUUUACAAGAUCUUGAAGCAGAAGAACUUAAUUAACAAGUUUCCAUUAUUUGUCAGUAUCUACCAGAUCUGCUACGAAAAAUCUGUCAAAGACUUCGUCACUUGUCUGCAGAAUCAUCCACAACACAUGUAAGGAAAUGUGGCUCCUCCUUCCAAGCAUCCCCUCUACUCAAGGCUUCUGUCAUCUUGAGCAUGAUGAAUAAAAGCAAGCAAGGCAAAA